This is a messenger RNA of Parus major (Great Tit), 19405 nucleotides long. RefSeq names its product BPI fold-containing family B member 4-like. Gene Ontology annotation, molecular function: lipid binding. The transcript is spliced from 20 exons. NCBI's taxonomy places the organism in Eukaryota, Metazoa, Chordata, Aves, Passeriformes, Paridae. The coding region runs from base 17554 to 18933 and encodes 459 amino acids. The record is from RefSeq and is a predicted model, not a curated record.
CUUGUCAAGGAUAAGGCUGGAAUUGCUGCUCACAAGGGAAAGGUAUUUUUUUGCAGGAGGGAGUGUAAACUCAAAGGGCUGUACCAUAGAUUUCAGGCCAGUCUGAUGCAGAGACCACAUCCUGUGCCUCUAGUCCUGUCCUAGUACAAGAAAAAGGGGAUAAUAACAUGAGCUGUCAUUGCAGGUUACUGGCAGAGGAGAGGGAAUUUGUGUCAGGACAGCUGAGGAAUUACUGAUCUUCUAAUGUGAAGAAAGUGAGGUGAGAUGGAGCCAUGGCCAAUUCAUAAUAACCACCUCUGGUUAAUUGCAGUGAAAUGGCAGCAGGUGGAGGGAGUGCAGCUCUGCCCUGGUGAUGCUCUGAAUGCAGGGAGUGAAUCCAAAGCAUGAUCUGCAGGAAGGAGACCUGAACGACCUCCUGAGUGCGAUCACUGGGGGUGAGAUGUGCCUGGGCAGGUUGGUUCCACACAGGAAUUCUGUUUGGAGAGGUGAUGGGCCUGGAGUCAGUGGAAAGAGGGAUGUUAAAGGUGUGAUCAGAGAACGUGGUGGGUGUAUAUGGGAGUAGAAAUUCGAGAAGUGAUGAGGGAAGAGGAUAAAUCUGUGUCAGAACAAAAUUGUGCUGUGGAGUGGCACAGGGAAUACUGCAAAGGUGUCUGGUGUGGGCAAACAGCUCUAGAGAGGAAGGAAGGAAGAGUGCUCUGUUCUGUGGCUAGAGAGGAGGGAUGGCUGCACAAGCUCUGGGCAGGACAGCGUGGUCCUGCUGUGCCAUGGGAAGGGAGCUGGGUUUGAUAUGGGCAAAAUCCAGCCAAAGAGAGGCAAAGCAAAUGGGGUUUCUCUCUGGAGUAACACCUGUUAAGCUGAAGAUUCAGGCUCUUGGGAAGACAGUGGUCUUCUUGAGGCUCUGCAGAUAUAAUAAAGAUUGUCAAUAAGACAAUCUUUAUUAUCCACUUAAUAUUUUCCUUUUCUUUUUAGUAGAGAAGGAACAAAGUUAAACUAAACUGAAACUCCUAAGACCAAAAAGAAAGUUUUCAGAAGGCAACCCCAGCUUUGAGGAGGCAAAGGUUGCUCUCUGUAAAAAUGAUUCUUUUUUUCAACACAGCUGUUUGGCUUUGUGAACUGUGGCCUUCAAAUAAUAUAUAUUUAACUUUGAUAUAUACUAUUAUAGAUGUAAAUAUUUACUUAAACAAUAUAUAAAUAUUGAAACAGUAUGACAACAUACAAUAUUAUUAAAUAUUAUAUAUAGCUAUGUUAUAUACAUUUCUAUUAUUUAUAUAUAAAUAUAUAUAUACAUUUAUAUAUGAAAAAUUCUUUUGUCUGACCUGUCAAAGCUGGAGGACACAGGAACUGGUGUAAUUUUUGUGUUCAAGUCCAACAGAUGUUUUGAGGACAUUUUCCUCUCGAAAAUAUUUCAUAAAAUGGUUGCCUGUCAAUCUUCUCUGACUCUGAUUUUGUCCCCAGGGUAUGCAUAAGGAUGAAUGGACAUUCAGGAGGCAUUAAAUCUCAGUGGACAGCAUGGAUAUAAAUCUUAACAUGUCCAAAGCUCUGCAGGUUGAUAUUUAUGGAGUGAUGAGCAGAUGAGAUUAAAAUGAGGGAUGGUGGAGGUGGGUCCGUUUCCAAGACCUGAAGAAAAACCUGUGUUUAAUCUUGGCUUUUCACUCAAGGAAGGGUUUUCUGGGAGAGCAGGGAGGGAAAUGGCAGGAGAGGUUUGUGACAGUGGCUGUCAGGAUGAGGGGAAGCCCCACAGCAGUGGUGGGAGCUGGGGCAGCCACCCUGGAGCCUCUCCCUGUGAGCUGUGGAUGCACAGGGAGGUGGGAACAGAUGGAAUGUGCUGCUGCAAGGGUGAGUGGCACCACAGCAAGUGACAGCCAUCCCACACAGUGCUGCAACGUGGGACACCAUGAGCUGGUGGUAACUGGUUUCCCUCUGUUUCAGGUAAGGCUGAUUUGUGUAAAGCAUCUUCACACUGCCAGGAGCUGUGAGGGCUUACCUGGGGCGGUAAAGCUUUGCAAGCAGAGUGGCAGAAUGAGUGACCUUGUAAAAAUCUCUGAAUUGUUUGGGUUUAAAAAGCCCUCCAGGACUAUUGAGUCCCACAGUACUGCCAAGGCCACCACUUAAACCAUGUCCCCAAGUGCUACAUCCACACAGCUUUGUAGUUCCUCCAAGGAUGGGACUCCACCACUGCCCUGGGUCACCCUGUCAGGGAAGAAAUUUUCCCUAAUACCCAACCUAACCUUCCCCUGGCACAAUUGGAAGUAAUUUCCAGCACAUUUACUGUACUGUCCCUUCCUUUCUGCAGGAUACAGUGAUGAGAUUCCCUGUGCUGUCAAACCCCAUGUGAUCAAUUCAGGAAUCAGACUGUUUUUUAGUCAAGGAAACUCUGACAGAGGUCAAUGACUGCCUUUCACAGAUACCUCUCAUGCUCAACACGAGGAAAAUGCUAUUUCUGAUCACUUACAGUAAACAACAAACUGAGUGGGAAACAUCACUGGAAAUACUUGAGGAAAUGAAUUUCCUCUCCUCCUAAUUUGUGAUAUACUUCUUAUGAAAAAUGUUCCUUUGCUUCCUCCUUCAAACAUUCAAUAUUUAAAGGAAAUAGCAUUUAGAAUGAGGCUUCCAGUAGUAAAGCAAGAUAACAGCUGCAACCUGUGAUUUUCUUUUCAACCAAUUUAGGUAAGUUUAGAUUAGUGAGUGGUAAUCACAAUGCAAAUUUAAUACUUCAGAGUUACAUAGUGGUUUGUUCUAUGUGCAAGAUCACUGUAGAUAUGUUUGCAAACUGGAAAGCAUCGUGUCCAAACAGUCAAUUUAAAAAUAACUGUUUGUCAUACCUGUCUAGGUGUGUAAUGGCCAUGAACUGCACCAUUCAGGCUUCUAAUAAAUGGUUUGGAAACUCUGGAAGUGUGCCGCAGGGUUCUUUUGGGGUUCGCUUUUGGUACUUCUGUUACAGCCUGCCAUGUUUAUGAUCUUUUUUCCUCAGUUAUGAAUUACCUGGUUAAGUCUAGGUCUGAAUUUACAAUGCUUGUUUUCACAGGUUUGAAUGGGUUCUGCAGGCAAUGAAAGAAAUUAUAGAUCAUAUUAACAAUAGAGACAUUGAUGGCACUUUCUGAAGGCUGACACUGGCUGUGAUGCUUCACAGCCUGGCUAAUGACAUUGUCCUCUGAGAUGAAAGAUGAAGCUGAAGGAGUAGCAGUUGCAGAAGUAAUUUCCUGAUGUAUUAAAAAAAAAAAAAGGUGAAAAAAAAAAGGAAGAAAAGGAGCACCAUUUGUUACCAGUGGUAGGCAGUGGUUUGGUUUUUUUUUUUCAUGGCCAUUCUUCCACAGUUCCUCCUGUGAGCACCACAGAACCUCAGUAAGUAAUUCUGCUCCCCUUGGUGCUGUGCACAUCAUGUCACUGUCUGUCCUGCAGGAUAUGUCUGGGCUAUGUGCAGCCCAAAUUCAGAAGCAGGGAUCUCAUGCUGGAAAGCCAUUCUGACUCAUUCUGAGGCCCAGCCCUGCACCCAGAGCUGCUGGGAUUUGUCUUCCACUUUAACUGGUUCUCUUGUGCUGCCAGGAAAUGUGUCUGCUCCUUAAGCAUUCAUUUCUCCAUCAAAUAGAAAACAUGAGCAUCCUCCCUGAUGGAACUGGCUUAAUAAACCAGUUCUUCAUUUAAGAAUGUCUCUUAUGAAGUAAUAGAUUGGGUGAUAAAUGACUCCUUCAAAUGGGUUCUCUUUUGGGUUUAACCAGUCUGGUUAGGCUAUUGUAUGUGAGACCAUGAAUGUAGAAGAUUGUGCCUGUUACAAAGGCAAAUCAGGGUAUAAGUUAUGACAGCUAUUCUCCUUCAUGGGGUGUGGAUUUAGAGGUAAAAUUGCCUAUUCAGGAAGAUUGAAAGAACUGAGGUUAAUCCAACCUGGAGAAAGACUGCACUGGGGCUGUAGGAGGAGACUAAAGUUGUGAGAGCCUCUUGUAAAAACAGUCUAUGUCCAUGGUGAAAUGAACUCAUGGAAUUAAAUUCCACAUUGAACACUUUUUUUUCCUUUACUAAAGUCAGGGCAGGACUAGAGCAAGAAUUUCUAAGGAAAGUGCAAAAGUUGAUAGACAUUUAGCAGAAGGAUAAAGAUUCCAACUGCACCAUAAGUAGGUGUUGGAUUCCAUCCCCCCCUCUGCUGCUGAGAGAGAAUCCAUUCUUGAUUCUGUGCUUAAAAACUAAACAUUUCUGAUUCUUUAGGGAUUAUAAAGGCUUUCAGUGAGGUGAAAUAUGAUGAUAUGAGAUAGCCCUUUUCCUACUUCAUUCAAUUCCCAGCUUUUUCCUUGUACCUCUCUCUUCUUCAUCCAGAGUGGGACUCUGAGGAGAUUUCAGGGUUUGCACACUGGGUGCUGAGAUAGCAUUGUCACAAGGUGGGAGUGUGCAUGGAUUUGAUAUGUCUGAGACCAAUACUUUUCCUUUGCAUUGCUGCCCUUUAGGAACUGAAAUGGAGAAAAAACAAUUUUUCAUUAAUUUCCUAGGAGGUUCUGUUUAAACAGAAUCAUCCUCGCUUAGGUUCCUGCUGGCUGAGUGAAGUUCUAGGCUGAGCACAAGGUCACAAGGUUGGAUUUUGGAGAGGUGCAAUUGGACCCUUGAUUCCUGUUUCACUCCUUUUUGGCAUCAGUGAGCUUCAGCCUAACAUUCUUUAUGGAGUUUUUUUUGAACUUUUAGUUUGUCUCUAAAGGUUAUUGUGGCUGAAAAGCAUUUGACUUACGGCUCUUUUGGGACAGAGCUCAUCCAAGAGCAGAGGCACGAGGAAACCUGUUUGUCACUUGAGGUGACAGUGAAGUGUGGAGAGGCAGAUGGUGGCAGCUUUGCCUGAAUUCUGAAAACAACCUGUUUGUUCUCUGCAUCCUGGGGACAUUAAUCAAGGGCUACAUCAAAAAAUGUGGGUCUGAGCAAUGUCAGGGAACUAUUGCCCAGAGAAGCUGUGACUGCCCCAUUCCUGGAAGUGCUCAAGGCCAGGUUGGAUGGGGUUUAGAGCAACUUGGUCUGGUAGGUGUCCCUGACCAUGAAACUAGCUGAGGUUUGAGGUUCCUUCUAACCCAAACCCGACAGUAAUUCUGUGAUAUUUACAAAAAUUUCUGUUCUGAGUGGACAUGCAGUGUCCUUUUCUUGGAAGUCAAAGGAAUGUUGCCUUUGUCAGCUGGUUUGUGAUUUAGGGAUGUUACCAGCACAUCCAAUACCCUGCAUGCCGUGAAAAUGGCUGUGGUUGCCUGAGGUUAAAAGUGUGUGAAGCCACUGUGGUGUUACUCCUGUGUCACAGGGUCUCCCUCUUCAGACUUGGCACCGAAUUCUUUGAUAUCUGUGACAACAAAUGUGUCAGGAUCUCCUCCCUCACUGGAGGGACAGCUGUGCCAGGGCCUUGGAUUAUGGGUGGGAUGCUGCUCCAAAGGGGUAAACGCCUCCUUUACACCAGGGCUUUGGGAGUCUGUGCCUCCCUUCUGGAAAGGGUUCCCUGAGGGAGCAUUCCCUGGUGUAAACCAAUUCUGGCAGCUCCUGAGAACUCUGCAAAUUUCUUACUCAUGGAGUAUUUCAGGUCACCACUCAUUUCUCAUCUGUGCUUUGCAGGUUAUAAGUUUAUUUAAUUCUUUAUUAUUUUCUGCAAAAUGAUAUGUGGAGACAAUUAAAUAUAUCUAAAAUAUAUUUAUUAAAUAAAAAUUAUGUUUAUCAAUCAUUUGUAGCUUUCUUCCAGGCUUACAGCUAUGCAUUUAUCUCUGGCCAGGAGACAGUCUUUCACAGAUUCUCUCCAAGAGCUCUGGACUUUGAAGGCCUCAUGUAAGACUGUAGCAAACUGUUAUUGCGGCUGUGUCUCAGAUGGGCUGUGAAUCUGCUCUAUAAAAUUGUCCUUGGAUAUUUUUAUUGCUCAUAAGAUACUGGCAUACCAUAAAUAUGGAUAGCAGUGGAUCAGUGGUACUCCUACUGCUCUCCUUGCCUUGUGCCUUCCCAUAUUGAAAUGGGAAUUGUACUUUGCUGCUGAUGCUCCUGCUGCUGUCCCUGGGAGAUGGUGGCUGCACCCCAGGCCAGCUCUGGAGAGCAGGGCCUUGGUCGUGAUCCUUCUGUAGCUCUGGGCUCUACCCAGUCUUGGCACUGUCCCUGGAGGCUCGUGGGUCCUCACUCAACCUUUGCUCUCCGGGGUGUAGUGGGGAAUCCUGGGGGAAUGUUGCUGCUCUCGUGGCCUUUCUUCAGUGCCAGGGAUGCACCUACAGCUUCUGUCUGUCCCAAACCUCUGUAUGCACAGAAAUGCUGUAACUCCUCUAUUCCCCUUUGGCUUUUAUUCUGUUUUUCCUUUCAGUGGUCAUUCCCCUCCAUUCCCUCCUGCUCUCUGCUUUCCCUCAGACUCACCUGGUAGUGUUUAUGUCCUGCUGGACUCUCCUGAAGAAGCAGAAGCAGUGGACUAAACCAAAUGGCCUCCCCUGCCAUAUCCUGCCCCAAAAGCAAGGAAUUGACAGCCACUGAGGCUCCAACCACAACAUUGUUCCGUGAGAUCCUUCCUCUUUUACACCUUGGGAACUGGUGCCACCAGAUAAAGUUCAUUCCUCAGCUCGGCCUUGUCUCCUGCUCAGCCACUGAUAAAAUCCGUGGUGCUUCCUUUGCUCCCAUUCAAAUCACAGGCAGGCUCCUGCAGGACAGGAUCUGUGUUUCAGAUCUGGGGCUUCUCCACUGCUCAUUGGAACCAGGCCAUGCUGCUUGGGGUUUUAACAUCCAAGUUAAACAUUCUCAUACCAAACUUUCCCCCCAUUUGAAUUUCCCUUUUCCAUUUUUUCCCACCUCCUUUUUUAAAAAAAAAAUAAGAAAAUCCACAUUCCUUGAUUUUGUCUCUCUUUAUUUGCAUCUCAUUCCUGUUUCUUACUUUUUCCCUUUCUGGCUCUGCAUUCUCCCAUUCCCUUUCUGUGCUGUUUUCAACCAGCUCCCAAAAGCUGAUGAGGUCCAGCAAGGAGACAGCCCCAUGGUUGCUGUUUAAGAUGCUGGAAACUGUCCAAACAGGGGUCUGGAUCUGGGCUGCCAUAAAGUUGGGAGGCUGUGUUGUUUGUGCAGUUUUCCUUGCUGUUUCCUCCCUGUUUUCCCUCUCUGGGCUCUGCUGUUCAGCAACACAGGCUGAACAAUGUGUGCCUGGGAACCGAGGGUCUCUGCAGGGGUUUCUCCUGUCCAAACAGUUUUGCAAUAACAAAAGAUGUGAAUGUUAAAUCACUGCUUCCAAGAGUCCAAAAUCCUGGUUGCCAGCUCCUAAAUGGCUGGGUUUGAUGCUGGUGGAUAGGGUAAUGUUGAGCCUUCUGUGGCUGUCAUGGUUUAUUUAUCAGUAAAUUUCAUGUUAUCUUACUUAAAAAAUCCUUCUUGUGGAUCUUCUCUGGCAUCUGGAUGGAUGGACUCCAGGGAAAUGACAUGGGCAUGUGGAGGCUGCUUUGCAUGUGGGCUUGUUGCCUUUCUCUCUGAAAAAGUAAUUUUUCUGUGCUGCCAAACUUGUGUUUUUUAAACCCACAGCCCCUGGUGGGCCCUGGGUGUGCAGGACUGAGCUCGAUGUUGGUGUUACACUGCCACUGUGUAAACCUGGCUUCUUUUACUCUGACAAAUGAAUUUAAUGAUGUUUCUGCUUGUGGCUGUAGCAGAAGAGGAUUUCCACCAGGUGGUAAUGUUGGGCUUUGGUUUGUGCUCUGACCAGCCUGAGGUUUGUAUAAAGCUUUCAGUGAAGGAGCUGGGAAAUGGGAUUAUAUGGUGGGAUUAACCCAGGUCAUCUCUGCAGAUAUUUUUGGGUUUGUUUUGUUAUUUGCACAUAAGCUUUGCAUAUGGGGGAAUUUCAGCCCAUGAGUGGCUUGCAAAUUCUUGACUACUCACAAAUAUUUAGAAUUUGACUGUUUAAAUUGUUUCUUUGGACCCCUGUUGCUGCUGUUAAUAUGUACUCGUGGAUCCUUUCAAACCACAGGUCAUUUUGGGUUUUUUAGGAGCAGAGCAAGCCUGGAAGGGUGCUGCAGGGCCAGAGCUGCUCCUCAGCCACCCCCACGUUGUGCCCCAUGGCAAAGGAAUGGAACAAAGGUCAAAAGAGCUGCCUCUUAGAAAUGCCUUUUCUGUUUUCAAAGCAGUUUUCUCUAGUGGAAGGAGGCACUAAUUUCCAGGUGUUUUGGUACAUGGCUAAGGUGUGAGCUUCUUGCGUCUUCUCAAAGCCAAAAUUUGAUCUUGGGCUUUAAUCAGUUGUCCCUGUGCUACCUUUCCCACCUGUGCUUACAGCAUUCACUUCAUCUUUCACUUGUUUUUAGCAGAAACUGUGCUUCUUCCAUUAGAGUGCCAGGUGCUGCUGAACUUGAGAGCACUGCUGGGUGUCUGAGCAUCCUGCUCAGGGGGUUGUCCAGGACCUGUAAACCAGAGGAAUCCCCCAUCCCUCCUGGCAAACAGCCUGUUUUCUCCUGGUUAUUCCCAUUCCUUGGCAGGUUGUGGUGAGCAGCUGCUCCACGAGGCUGGCAGGCCUCUGCAAGCACCAUCACUUACACUGACAGGCUGUUAUUUUUCUAUUAGGACUCUCUGAUUUUAGGUUGUAAAUCACUGACUCGCCAGAGCCCAGGCCUGGCUGCUGUUCUGUCCAAGGGAUUGCAUGAAGAGCAGCUGCAUUUCACUUCUGCUUCCCAGUUUUUCCUGCUUGCAGCAGGAGCACGUGAUGCAUCCUUCUCCAGUGUGACCCUUUCCAAAUCUUGUUUCUCUGCUGCCUUUUCUGUAUGGAUUAUGGAAUCAUGCAUCUUUGUUUUUCCUUCUCCUUGCAGUUUUUAACAGCUCCCAAAAUUCUACUGCCUCCCACUGCAAGAGGAGAUUUCCUCUUUCUCCCAUAUUCCUCAGAAAAGAGUGCCAGCUCUGUGCCAGGUUUCUCUGGUCUUCCUUCUGGAAGCAGAGAUUUGCACAGCAUUUGGAUGGAAAGAAGGCCAGGAAUGGCCCUUGCUCUCUGAAAUCUUGUUUAACCUGGACGUGAAUCUAAUUGAUUGAGCUUCACAGUCUAAAUCUGUUUAGGUCAGGAAUUUGUCUGUGACCACUGCAGAGAUUCAAAGUUCGGAUAUUUUUAUAAAUUCCUCUCCUCUAUUCCUUUCUUUGCCUUGCCUUUUUUUAAAUCUAACCUCUCCCCUUUAAUAUUCUCCAUUUUCCAUAAUUUUCCCUAUUGUGCCCUCUUGAUUUGCCCUGGAAUUCCUGUCCUCCAUGCAGCCUGUCAGAUACAGGGACCUGUCCCACACAGGCUUGGCUGAGGAUCUGCUCCUUGGCUCAUGCCCUGCUGUCAUUGUCAUGCAGAGCUGGAUAUUUUCUCUGCUCAUAGGCCAUCAGUGAUUGCUUUACAGAAAGGCAUCCUCUGUUUUGAUGGUUCCCCAGAGAUGAAUUUAUUGGCAAGACACCAUAAAAGUUCUUUUUUCUCCAUUCUGCAGCUGAAACUGAACAUGCUCGUAGUGCCUAUUAUUUCUGGCACUUGCUGUUUUAUUAGUAAUAUUGAGAUUUGUGUCUUAAUCAGUCAGUUGAUGCUGGUCAGCAUUCAUGGCUGUACUGCUCUAGUAGGAGGGCAGAAUUGUGAUAAGAUUGAUAUAAAUUUCUGCAGUGUCUGCUAUAUUGAGCCCAUAUUCUGUCAGGCUUCUCUUGUAACCUUAAAAAUAAUUAAGCAGCCUCCAUGCAAUUAGUUUUUCUGCCUCCCGAUUCCUUGUCUUUUUGGCCUCAGGAUGUUUGUAGCAUGUUAAUGUGGUUUUUCCUGGGCUGUACUUGAUGGAUCACUUUUGUCUGCAAAUAAUUCCUGGCAGGAAUAUGUUGGAUCGCUGUCCUGUUGCUGAUGCUGGUUCCAGUGCAGUGAGCAAUUUCGUGUGCCCCACCUUCCCGGUGGCAGAGGGACAUGGGUGAGAGGAGAAAUCCCCAGUGUGCCUGCAAGGAGUUAAUGAUUUAGACUCUGCAUGACCAGGAUUUCAGUAUGUGCUGGGCUUUGAGGAUCUUUUUCUUCUCACAGGCACCACAGAUGGCCUUGGGGCAUUCUUUCCUUUCUCCUUUAAAACUGUUACAGAGCUUCCAGUCCCAACAAGCUGCAUUUAUGGGUCUCCUAAUCCAGUUAUCGUGCCCCUGCACCUGUCUGAUGGCUAUCACAGCCUGUCUCCAGCAAGAGCCAGUAAUGGGUUGGCUCUUUUUGUACAUUAAUGGAUUUGUCUAAUGAAUAGUUCUGAGGUCGUACCUUAUAAAGGGUUGGUGUGUAGCUGAUGGGAUCUGGAUGUGCUCCAUCCUCCUGGGGAUGGCUCACCUGAGCCACAUGAUCUGUCAGGGAUGACAAGACAUCCUUUGUCAGCCCUGGAUGAGCAGUGCAAGGUGCAGGUUUUCCAGCACUGGAAACAUGAGCUGAUCUCCUGAUGGGAUCAGGUCUGAGGUGACAUCGCUCCAGUCCUGAUGGCACAGGUGCCUGCUCCCUCCCUCCCUCCCUCCCUCCCUCCCUCCUGUGUGACAUCACCAGCUCUGUCUGCUUGAUUCAGACACUCCAGUCACACAUUGUCCAGCUCAUCAACACCUAAGGGAUUUGAAAACUGUUAAAUUUGUUUUUCAUCAGUGCUGAUUAACACAUGGAGAUGAUGUUUGCUGUGUUAUGCUUUAUCACUGCUUUGCAGUCCAGGCUGUCUCUGGCCUUCUCUGGGCUGGGACCACAGAAUAUUUGUAGAGGUAUUACAGAAUCACAAAAUAUUUGGACCCACAAGGAUCAUCGAGUCCAGCUCUUAAGUGAAUUGGCUGUAUGGGGGAUUAUGGUUUUGGAGAAGUGCCCACUAGAAACUAGAGCUGGAGAGUGAUAGGAAGGUAUCCAAAUAAAAGCAGCAUGCAUGUUAAUAGUGUUCCAGCAGCAAAGAACAAGCAGAAUAAAUGGGCCGUGUUUCUAAGAAAUAUUUUGACUUCCAGAAGGCUGAAACUUGAGUUAAAUCUACUCACUUGCACAUCAAAACAUAAACAGCUUGGUGUGGAACAAAUCUCCUGCCACAUCAAUGGAACAAAUUUAGAUUAAAGCUCUGAUCAUGACUCAGUGCUCUGAUGUACAUGUUCAGAAUCUCUUCCAGCUUCCAGAGGCAUUGCCAGCACCUGAGUGGGGCUGUUGUUUGCAAAUGCAAGAUGCUGUUUGCCAUGCAUUUCCCCAAACAGUUGAUUUUGAGGGAAGUAGGGGGGGAGUUCAUAUUCUUGGUAUUUUAGUGAAUAUUGUUUGGAUGUGGAGCUUGUCCUGUGCUGAGCUGAUGGCUCUGUUCUGUUCCCUGUGGAGCCAUUAGAAGCUGACUCCAAUGGAAAUGCUGCAGCCAUCCCACCACACAUGUCCCUAAACAAGAGAUUUGACUUUUCUGAAUGCUUUUAGUAGUGGAUUCUGUUUCUCUUAGUGCUCUUGGAGCCAAUGGGUGGUAUUAAAUGCAGCAUACUUAAAAAUAGUAGAAAAAAACAAUACAGGCUUUCAUGAUGAAACACAACUGAUUUCCAGUGCUCAGACAGUUACUGAGAAUCCAGAGAAAUCCAUCAGAAAUAGUCAAAAGAAACAGAAAGUUUUUGUGUGAGCUGCGAGUGCUCUGGGAUGAACACGUGCUGGGUGGGCUCUCACAGCCAGACUCCCAUUUCCUGUUUUCCUUCUCAGACACUUGCCUUUCCUUGCCAUGAAAAGCCCAAAGGAGGACACUGCCCAGGCCAAAAGGCAUUUCCCAGAGUGGUUCUGGGCUUUGGUAAGAGCUGGAGGGAGCCAAGACAGGCUCAAUCCAAACCCUGCUCAGUGUCCCAGCACUAUUGCUGCUUCUCCAUGAAUCUUGCUCCAAAGCAACACACUUUUUCAGAAGUGAGGAAACAUCACCUCCUGGUGUCCUUGCUUCUCUCUCUGCCUUGUCUUGGACAGCAGUAUAACAUUCUAAUUCUGGUUAUUUUAUAUCCCUGUAAAGUUCCUGCAGAAUCUGUCUUUGCAUGACAUUCUCUUAUGCUCGAAAACCUUGAAAAGAAGUAAUGCCCCUCAAGAAGUGCUGUCAGACUUCAAACAUGUUGAAUGUACCUCAGAUAAAAGCAGGACUGUGAUGGUCCAUGGGGUGGGAUUUGAAGUGUAUUAACUUUAGGAAUGUGAUGAUGCUUCUGACAUUUGCAGACAACCCCACCAGCAGAAGGUGAAAAUGUCAAGAUAAGAGCAGAUUCUCUCAAGACCAAGAGAGCUGCUGCUAAAAUUUUAAGUUGUAACAAAAACAAAAUGAGGAAAACUGGCAGAAAAGUCUGAGGAGUGAAGCAGCAGCUGUACAAAAGGUGGGAAGUGUUGGUUCUGUGCUUCAGCCCACCUGCUGGGCACAGAGGAAGGAGAGCAGACAGUACAUGAGUCACUGUGUCCUGCCUUCCAGGUGAUUUUACAAAAGACGUGAGCAAAUCCUGGCAUGACCAUCCUCAUCGUCAGCACUGAGGAAGGCUGUGGUCCUGCUCCAUCAGUGGAGGGGGAAGGAGGAGAUCUAAUAUUCUUGGUCUAAUAUUUGCUGUGAAUUACAAUCAUUUGAUAUUGCUGUCCACUGCUGAAGUGAUCAAAGUCCUCCUUUUUAUUUUCAUUUUUUUUUCCUCCCUGCAGAUCACUUUCUUGCUGUUUCUUAAAGUUGCAAAGGGUAAACUGUCAAGAACCCCCAUAAAUCAUUGAGCAUGUCCUUAGAGAAAGUCUUAAUGAAUUAAUUUUAUUUUAUCUGUUUAGCAGAUUGCCAGUGGUUGGAUUUCAUCCCUUCAGAGCUCCUGAGAUCCUGGAGGGUCACCUGAAGAACAUAUCCCACAUUUUGUAUAUAAAAAGUCUCAGGCUUAUCGUUACUUCAGCAGCAGCUGUGAUGUCAGGAGGUUGAAGCUCCUGGGAAGAGAAGCAGGUACAACCCCAUGGAAUACUCACCUGUUAAUAGGAGCUGGUCUUUUGUGGAGUAGAACAUUGGUUCUGUGGCAGAAUUAUCUCACCUGAGCAGAUAUUUACCUUCCAGUGUUUUCUUAGCUGCUAUGACCGGGUUUAUAAUUAACUUGUGAUUUGUUUGUACUCUGUAUAUUCUUAUUUGAAAGUGUGGGAGGACGCCUGGCUCCUACCAAAUGGUGCUCUUGGGUCAGUGGUGGGAAUUCAGGAGCAGGACUGGAGCCCAGCUGAGGUGCCAGCAGGCCCAGAGCUUGUGCAGACACUGAAAGAGCUGAAGUGAGGCAGGGACAGAGCAACCUGUGGCCCUUAAGGGUCUUUGACAGACCUUACAGUAGGUUAAAAAAAACCCCAAAACAUAAAUAUUUAUCUCUGCUUAUUUUUAAUUGCUUUGUCCCCAAAGAAUUAGUUAUUUUGGUCUCUAGCUUUUGAUCACCUAAGAUAUUGCAAAGAUCUGUGCUCAUGAACAAACAAAUCUGGGUUCAGCCUCAGUUUAGAGGCAGACACAUUUUGGAAUUAUAGCAAAUACAAAUUAACUCCAGACUUGCCAAAAUACAAUUAAAAUCAGUGUGAAAAUGCUUCAGUUCUUGUCAGCUCACACUAUAAUUUUUGAGCAGGAAUAUACUUACAGCCAAUCUUCAUGUUUGCAAUCAUUGCAGCUAUAAAGACCAUUCCCAGAUUACACCAUUGGGCAGGAGCCACUGCAGCCUUGCCCACUCCUGGCAGGGUUUUUGGGUGCCUGGUGUGGGUGUUCCAUCCUCCCAGCAAAAGCAGAGACAUUUCUUAAAAUAGGUGAUUUAGAACCAAAACUCACUGAGAACUGGCUGAGCAGGUUGCUCAGAGCUGACGAGCUGUGCAGACAUGACACUGCCUCUUGUCUGAGAAGGAAUUCUGUUGAGGGCAGGUACAGGAUUGCUGGAAAGAGCAGAGAUCUGAGAGUAAGAAAAGGAUGAACGAGUGUUGUUAUUUUUACCAGUGGCUAAAACAUCUCUGCAGUCCUCUCUGGCUUUGUGCCCUUCUUCAUUUUGGUUCUGUGGCAUUGUGGGUGUUGAGGGUGGUUGUCUGCCACAUCUCAUGGCUCUGGAGCAGGAUGGGGCCACAGGAUCUGAGGGAUGAGACCCACAGGUGAAAUCAGGGCAGUGGGGAGCAGACCUGGCCAGACACAUUUUUACAGGGGAACAGCUGGCGUGAAGUGCAAAUAAACCAUUUGUACAGGCUCAUCAUCCUUCCUCUGAGCACUUGAUCCUUAGAAUGCUGGCAGUUUGUUAUUUUUAUGGCCUAAAAUCCCGAGCAGCCGCUCUGCUUGGAGGAAGGUGGAAUGUUGGGUGCUGUUCUGCUGAUGCCCGUGGGAUGCUGAGGCUUUGGGAUGAGGUGGCUGGCCAGGGACCUGCAGCAGGAGAUGAUGGGAGGGCUGGUGGCCCUUCUGUGCCAUCACCCUAAUUGCCAAGGAUGCAGUUGUGUUCCCAGGCAUUAUUUGGUAAUUAUACUUAGCAGACCAUAGGGGACAAUUAGGAAAGCUUAAACAUGUGUCAGCUCCCACUUCAUCAUUUCUGUGAGAACCAGCAAGGCUUGGAUUGCAGCUUAAAAAGGGGCAGCCCAGGGGAAGGGGGAGCAGCUCCUCCAGCAAGGCACAGAGGGGCAGCUUUUGGGGGGCAGGUGGUCACCCUGGGAGCCCAAGUCAUCUCCAUGGUUGUAAGGAAAUAAAGGGAUGCCUGCAAAUGUUUUUAACAAGAAAUUCAUGUUGCUUUUUCUAAUCUAAGUCCAAGCUUUACUCGUGUUGAGCACAAAGGUUAACAUCAGUGGUGGAACAGUGCUGUGUACUGUGCCUUGGUUUUUUAUUAUUUCAUGUUUAUUGGCUCAUUCUAGUGGGGGAGGGCAGGACUUUGGCUUGCAGGUUCAGCUGGGGAGGUCUGCAGGUGACCUUGGCCUUUGCCUGGAGGAAGAGGGGCCCAAGAGGUGCCUCUGGGAAGGUGCAUUUGUUCAUGGGACUUACAUUCUACUUCUCCUAACAUUUUAGGGCAUUUUUCUGAUCUUUUUAUGUUCCUCAGCUUUUGCACUGUGGGGGCUGUUUGUAUGCAGAUCUUAUCACUCAUCUUCCCAGCACUAAACACACUUUUCUCAUCCUUAGAGAAGUUUCUCCUUGUCUGCAGCAGUGUGGACAGGAGAGUGGCAGCACGUUAAGCAUCAACAUCCCUUUUAAGUUACAAAGCGAGCACAGCUUGUUUCUGAUGACAUCCCCUGGAGCCAAGACCAGGAGAAGAGGGAUUUCUCUCACUCAGCUCCGUGAUGCAUCCCUGGAGCAUCUGCUCCUGAAACACCUUUCACAAAGCCUCCAGUGAGACAGCCAGAGGACUGGACAAAGGCCCUGGUUUGUGUCCCUGGCUGUGAGAAUGUCACCUGUGGGAGCUCUGCACACCCCGAACCCUCCCCGUGUUCGAGCAGCGUGUUCCCCUCUGUGGCCCAGCUCUGCAGCAGCAGAUCUGUGCUCUGUCUGUGCUGCUAAUGAAUAUCAGCCUCUCUGAAACCAAGUGUGACAGCCCAGCUGUAAUUGCGUUUCAGAAAGGAGAAAACACGUGUGUGCCCAAGCCACCCAUAAUUACUGCUCUGAAAUGCCUGGGGAGAACCGCAUCAUUUUGAUGCUUGAGACAGGAUCGACACACCACCACCAAACUGAUGGAAGGGAAAUGGCCCCUGGGUGAGUUAGACCUCAUCCAUGCUCGUCAGGCUAAUUAACUCAUCAGCAAGGACUGAAUCCAGCCUCCUGGUAAGUGAUAUCUAAAUCACUGCUGCAAGGAGAGGAUGAAAUAUGGGCGCAUGAGAGGGGAGACAGGGGAUGUGACUGAGGAGGAAAAAGUCACAGAGCAAGAAGAAAUAUGGACAAGGUGUGUGAAAUGGGCCACGUUCCUCAGAGCUGCUGUCACUGCCGUGGUUCAGGUGUGGUUCAGGACGUGUGUGCAUGGACACGGAUCUCUGCCUCUGGCCAUGGAACAGCGAGAGGCUCCGAUGGGAGCGCGUGGCUCUGCUCUGUGCACGUACACGGCGACUUGGGUGCUCUUUACACACGCAGGGGCACUCUGAAACCAGCUGGAAAUCCACUUUUGUUCAUGCUCAGCAGCUGGCUUUUGCCAUCAGUGAUAUUCCUGCAGCCUGUACUCGGCUGGAGCAGUCUCAUCAACACUUCACUGUGUUCUUGGUGACUGCUCAGCCUGGGCCAUUUGGAUCUUUGAAAGGGGACAAAAAAGGAGCAGCAUGGAUAGGUUACCCAUUAAGAUCAUCUAGUUCAACCCCUGGUUUUGGGACUAGACUGUCACCAGCACAUCAAAUACAGUCCUGGUUGAAUGUUAAAUAAAAUUUCUAUGACAAGCAAAAGUCUGGUCCAUUGAGCCUGAGCCCAGGGCAGCACAUGCUGAGGGACCCAGUGCAGGAACACACCUUGUGCAGUAUUGAAGAGCAUCCUGAGUAUAUUUUUCUGCCUUCUGUAUUCCCAGGAGACAACUAGCCCUAAACUCACUGUGGUGGUAGCAGCUUUCUCCUAACUUCAACCUGAAUGUAUCAGCUGGUGUUUGUUCCUGUGCCAACCGUGUCCCUGAGCCCAGGCAGCUCUCCUCCCUCUCUCCUCUCCCAUGUUUGUGGAGAAUGAUUGUAUCUCUGCUGCUCCAUGUUCCAUGAGGCUGAGCACAGCGCCCCUCUCCUCCUCCCCAGCUCUCUCAGUGCUGCCCAGCUUCCCUCACCUCCAAACCAGUGGAACACGGGUGACCAGACCCAAACAAAGUGCCCAGAUAAGAUCUUCCUGGGGCCCUGCACAAUGGAAACUUCUGCUAAGCCCAGCCAAGGCAUCUGCUGAGGGCUGAGAGCCUCAUUCCUGCAGGAUGAGACUUUCCUUUGAAAUCCAUGUUGCUGCUACCAGUGUUCAGUGUUGCUUAUUCAAAACCACGUUUAUCUUUGGCUUUGUGCAUUUCAAUACAACUUCAUUUUUUACUGUGGAUUUGUGACACUUUACAGAUCCAUCUGAAAUCAAUCUAAAUGCCAGCCUCUAUAAGAUCUCAGCAACCCUCCACAUUGCUAUUUGCCAAGAAAAUCUUUUCCCAGAACUCCACUUGAAAUAGGAAUGAGUCUUUUAAGUCUCACACCUCCUCAGGGAUUGGCAGAAGUAGAUAGUUUCCUACUCUAAGUCUCCUUGAACCCAUGUUCCUGUGCUCUGUGUGCUGCCUCCCUGCACGGGCAGCCCCAUCAGCCUUCUGCCAGGUUCAGAUGCUCCAGCAGCUCUCACAAUUUCCUAAAAUGUUGUUUUCCUCAAAGCAUAGGGAUCCCCAAUGGAUACACCAUUGCAGGGCAUCCUUUUUAAGACAGACUGGGGGUGGGGGGAAAGCAGCAUCUGAGUGAUCCAGGCCACAGAGGGGAAUGGCAGCCGGUCAAGUCAGGAGUGACGUUGCCUUGUAUAAAUCAAAGAGAGGUGGCAGCUGGGUGUUGCUUGCAAGGAGCAGGAGAAAAGGGAUGGCUGCUCUUGGGCCAGGGACCUGAGUGGAAAAGGUGUGUCUGCUUGGCUGCAGCUUUUAUAUAAGGGCCACUUCUUUCAUCUCAGCUCUGGGGGGGAAAAAGGGACAUCGCAGAGUCUCAAGGAGUCCAGAGGAGCCUGAGCAGAGCCAAGAGCCCAUCCCAGCUGGCUGCAGCUGAGUCAGCAGGGGAAUCUUCUGGAGAUGAUGGUUUUGAAGCUUUUUGGAAUCAUCUUUUUCUGUGGCCUCCUCUCACCCUCGCAGGAGGUUUUGUCUGGGCUGUCCUGUGCCGUCAGCCCGCGGGCGAUGCAGAACGUUCUCUCAGAUGCCAUAAUUCAUAAUGGGCUCAUCCACCAGCACCUGCAGGGUCUCGUGGUUCCCAACAUCAUGGGUGAAGGGAGUCAGCUGAACUCUCCCACCAGCAUCACGGACCUGCACCUCAUCAAGGUCCGGGUGCCCAGGCUGUCGGUGAUGCUGCUGCCAGGGAUCGGGGUCCAGCUGACCAUCGGGGCAAAGCUGCAGCUCAGAGGCAACUGCUUGGUUGGCCUGCUCUCAGAACUCAUUGAUAUCUUUGUGGAGGUGAACAUUACUGCGAACAUUAAAUGCACGAAUUUUGAGUCUGGCACGUUCCAGGUUGUCACUGAAGACUGCCUCUGCAUUCUUGGGGCUGUAAAGAUCAAGGUCCUUUCUGGCUUACUCACCCUGUCAGUGAAUGAGCUGGUGCUUCGUCAGCUGACAGCAACUCUGCCCGCUUUGCUGUGUCCCGUGGUCGAUAUCGUGAUGAACCUUGUGAACAUCCAUCUCCUGAGCACUCUCAAUGCCGUGAUCCCGGUGGGCACAGCAGGAACAAUCCACUACCAGCUGGCCAGCAUCCCCUACACCUCUGGCAAGUUCCUUGGGCUGGAUUUAGACGGUGUGGUGAAGCAGGUGGGAGGCAGCACCAUCCCCCACGACUCAUCCCCCUCUGCUUUGCCUCCUCUGAUGGACAAGCUCCUGCUCUUGGUGAUGCGCCAGAGCUUCCUCAAUGCAGUCCUGUCCCUCCUGCUCCAGCUGUCACCACAGACCUUCCCCUGCACGCCAGAUGUUUUCUCCGGUGCCAGCCGCCUGCGUGAGGCCGUGUGGGCCAUCUCUCCUGCUGGGUGCUCCGCCUGCAGAGGGACCAGUCCCCUGAGCAUCAAACUGGUGUUGAGAGGGAACCCACUCAUCCUCUUGGAAGAAAACAGAGCCACUGUCAAGCUUUCAGUCCUGAUUCAGCUGUUUGGUAACAACUUGGAUGGAUCCAUCCUCAAUUUCCUGCUGCUGAAGGCAGACCUUGCUCUAAACGUCCGUGUGUCAAUUGUUGGGGGCAGGCUGGUGCUGCAGCUGGCUUUGGGCAGCACUUCCCUCUCCUUGGAGUCUUCUGAUGUUGGCAUCAGUAAUAUCUCCAGCCUGAAGCCCCACUGCAGCAGUUUGCUUGUGGAAACAUUUGUGCCUGUGAUCAAUGGUGCCCUGAGCAUCGGGAUCCCUCUGCCAAAGGUGCUGCGCAUCCCCUUGGUGAAUGUGGAAUUUCAGAUAAAGACGGGCCUGAUGGUGUUUCUGGUGUGAGCUCUGGAGCCUGAGGCAUGGACAGGACUGUGGGGGCAGAGAGGAAGAGAGCAGCGAGGAUGGAAUGCCACGACCAGCAUUAUCUGCUUUUCUUUACUAAACUUGAUUCAAGAUUCUUGAUAAUAUUUAAGACACUUUAAAGUGAAUUGGCUUGUGUGAGUACAGCUUGACACUUGCAUAAGCCAAACCUGACUGGCAGCUCUGUGUACAAAUAUUUAUUUAGAGAAGUUGGUGUGGUUUUGGGGUCACAGUCACAGCAGGUGAGUGUGCUGCUGCAGUGGAAUUGGGAAAUUUGUUCUGAGGUAAAACUUUUCCUGAUAGAAUGAAAAAGUGAAUUUGUAGUAUGUGGCUACUGAAGUGGAGCUCCCUAUCCUUGUCCAGGAGGGUGUGAAGUGCUGAGUGGGAGCUCAGAAUGCAUUUGUCAUGUAACUCUUUUAAUAAAUGUUCCUACUUUUUUAGUGCUUGGAAUGAA